This is a messenger RNA of Cucurbita pepo subsp. pepo (vegetable marrow), 1078 nucleotides long. RefSeq names its product GLABRA2 expression modulator-like. Lineage: Eukaryota; Viridiplantae; Streptophyta; Magnoliopsida; Cucurbitales; Cucurbitaceae. The record is from RefSeq and is a predicted model, not a curated record.
AUGGAGAAGGCGAAGCAGGAGGAGGGUGAGAAGAAAGGUCCGAUCUCGACGAGCCCAAGAUCCGAUGGAAAAGAGGAGGGGGAUGGGAAUUGGGGGAAUUUGGUGAUGGAGUCAGAGCGCCAGGUUCCGAGGCAGAGCGAACAAGGUGCGGUUUCAACGCCGUGUUCGGGGUCCAAGAAGUCGGUGCAUUGGAGAACCGAUUUGGUGACACAAUCUCCUUCUGUUGCUUCCAAUGCUUAUGGCUUGAAUUCGCAUGCUUCUUUGUCUCCUUCCUCUUCAACUUCCAUCAAAGAGACGGUGGAUUCUUUAUGGACCGUGCUUGGGAGAUGGGGAAAGCAAGUCGGGGAAGCUACCAAAAAGGCUGAGGAUCUGGCUGGCAAUACGUGGCAACAUUUGAAAACAAGUCCAAGUUUUGCGGACGCAGCACUGGGAAGAAUAGCACAAGUGACCAAAGUAUUGGCAGAAGGUGGGUACGACAACAUUUUCCAACAAACCUUCGAUACAGCACCCGAGGAAAAGCUCCAAAGCUCCUUUUCAUGUUACUUGUCAACCUCUGUCGGUCCUGUUAUGGGCGUACUAUACGUAUCUACGGCCAAGCUUGCAUACUGUAGCGACAAUCCCCUUUCAUACAAGUCCGACGGCAAGACCGAAUGGAGCUAUUACAAGGUAAUCAUCCCAUUACAGCAGCUAAAGGCAGUGAACCCUUCCUCAAGCGGAAUGAACCCUGCUGAAAAGUACAUACAGAUAAUCUCUGGUGACAACCAUGAAUUUUGGUUCAUGGGGUUCUUGAACUACAAUGGUGCUGUGGAAUGCCUGCAGGAGUUCCCUGAGUUGCGAGCUAUACAGUCGGUGUAAUUGAGUGUACAUAAGGAAUGAUAGGGUUCAUCAUAGUCUGAUGCCUCUUGUUCUACUUCUUUUCUGGGCCUGAUCUCUCGAGACAAGUGAGCCCAAGCCCAUCAAGCCCACCACUUUUUGGGUGCGAUGGAAUUUUCUUUUUUUUCUUUAAUCAUGUCAUCACAUAAAUAGUCCUCAAAUAUUCUCCUAAAAUGGAUGUCUUUAGGCUUUAACAGCUCACACU